GGCGAAAUUUGGCAAUUUCCUUAUGAAUACGUUUCCUCUGAUUAUCUAUCCCAUAGCACCGCAAGCUCCUGUUCACCAGUGAAUCAACCCCCAUAUAUUUCCCAGUGUGAAGGACGCCGUCAUCCAGUUACAUCUCUCCAGUCCCGAGUCGAAUUCCGUCGACCACAGCACAGCGAAGAUGUCGGCCAUGUGGUUAUCAGAUUCCCAGAAAAUCGGGGUGGCCUUUUGCUCUGGCGGAGGUCUCUUCCUCAUAGGCGGAGUGAUGUUGUUUUUUGACCGCGCCAUGCUCGCAAUGGGAAAUAUACUCUUCCUCAUCGGACUAACUAUCAUCAUCGGACCGCAAAAGACCCUCCUAUUUUUCGCGAGAAAACAAAAAGCCAAAGGCACUGCCGCCUUUUUCGGUGGCCUACUGCUCAUCUUGCUGCGGUGGCCUCUCAUAGGCUUCUGCGUUGAGCUGUACGGCAUAGUGGUGCUCUUUGGGGAUUUCCUAGGAACCAUAGCAUCCUUCGCACGGGGCUUCCCUGUCAUAGGGCCGUACGUCGGUCUCCUCAUGGACCGCUUAGGACUGGGUCGACGGAACGCCGAGCUCCCAGUAUGAGAGCGUCCGGUUCGCGGUAGGGGUGCCCGCUCCACAAGAAAACAAUAAGGAACAUGCCAUAGGCCUGGCAGUGUAUAAUUUCGGCUGUGUAAUGGAGUUGCGGACAGCUGGCACAGACCGAGAUGUCUGUCUUAUUUGCUACCGGCGUUGGCAGGCGAGACACGGUGCAUUUCGUGGAGACGCCAAAAUGUGUUGCUGGACCGGCUGAAAGGACGUUGUAUGAUACCUUGGGCUGGAUUAUAACUGUACCGACUGAAGUCUAACGGAAUCGGCGAGGGCCAAGGUUAUGGGGGAUAGACAACUGUUAGAAAAAGUUUGAUGCUUGUCAACCCUCUUUUGUGAGGUGGAGCCAUCAGUCAUAUAUUUGUCUUG
This is a messenger RNA of Sodiomyces alkalinus F11, 970 nucleotides long. RefSeq names its product Got1 family protein. Gene Ontology annotation, cellular component: Golgi membrane; endoplasmic reticulum; COPII-coated ER to Golgi transport vesicle. The record is from RefSeq and is a predicted model, not a curated record. Gene Ontology annotation, biological process: retrograde transport, endosome to Golgi; endoplasmic reticulum to Golgi vesicle-mediated transport. NCBI's taxonomy places the organism in Eukaryota, Fungi, Ascomycota, Sordariomycetes, Glomerellales, Plectosphaerellaceae. The transcript has 5 exons. The coding region runs from base 179 to 598 and encodes 139 amino acids.